Messenger RNA from Oncorhynchus masou masou (cherry salmon), 2106 nucleotides. RefSeq lists its product as uncharacterized. NCBI's taxonomy places the organism in Eukaryota, Metazoa, Chordata, Actinopteri, Salmoniformes, Salmonidae. The coding region runs from base 114 to 896 and encodes 260 amino acids. The transcript has 8 exons. The record is from RefSeq and is a predicted model, not a curated record.
CAAUGAGCGCAAAUGUUUUCCGCAGCGAUACACGGCCACUAACACACCGUUCUUUUUUCCUGGGUGAUAAAGGUCGGUUUGUCAGAUAAUAGGUUGAUAACGUUAAUCGAGAUAUGGCAGCAGUCAGCUUCUCCGAGGCGCUCUGUCAGCCGUGUGUUUAUCACGAGAAAUUCAAAGUUGAGCUGAAUGUAAAGAGACCCCUGAUGCCUGUCCACCUGAGUCCAGGGCAGGUGGGGCUGGAGAUGCUGUAUCUCUGUGGACAACUGGACCUUCUCAUCAGGGCACAGGUACACCAGUUCCAGGAGCAGCUGAGACAGGACUGUAGCCCUGAGGAGUCGGACACUUUCCAGGAGCAAGGAGCAGAGAUUAUUGAUCAGAUGCUCCAAUGCUUAGAACACCUGCCAAAACCUAUGCCACACCUGGAGGACUAUCUUGACAUGGUGGGUCUGUCGACCAUGUACCCUCGCGUGGAAGUGUUCCUCAUCCAGGGCAGCCCAGUAGACAUGCUGGAGAAACCCCCAAUGGAUGAAUACUUCUCACACAUCGGGAGGCUCAAUCAGCUACUAGUACUUAGUCAGCAGCUAGAGGAGGAUGUAAAACAUCUCGGGAGCCACAAAUACAUCGCACACCAGCUGUCAGUUAUAUAUCAAGUGCUCAGCUCAUUCCGAGGUAUCCAGCCACUGUCGGUCCUGAAGAAAGAAAUUGAGGCCAACUUCAGACAGAUGAAGACAUCUUUGCUGACAGAGGAGGGUUCCAGGCAGGAGCCUCAGCUCCCAGCACACUACAUCAGCUGGAUAUUGGAGCUGACUCUUAGUAUAACGUCAACAGUCUCCUCGCUACCAGAGGAACUCACUGAAGACCUGAGUCCAGCCAUGACCUUUGUGUCCCAGCUAUGACAUCACACCUGACAUUGGGCCCGUGUUACAUAUUACCAACCCGUGGAGCUGAGGGUCAACAUUUUAUUUUUUUUAUUUUUUAUUAACGUCCGACAGACCAACCCGGUGAUUGAAGAAUGAUGUUUUGACAUGUCACUGUCAUUUUAUUGAAUAGGGUCCUGAGCUCUCAUUGGUUAAGUGGAUGAAUGUUAAUGAAUGUGUUAUAAAUGUGUUAGGCCAAAUGUCUAAGGUGCUAAAUAAUGUUACUGUAUGAAAUUGCAUUUGAACAAAUUGUUUACAUUGGCCAAUAAAUUAAAUUGAGAGAUAAGCCUAUAGACUGAAAAUCUUCUAAAUUUCAAUAACAGAGAUUGACCACGAGUCAUAGAUUUGAAAGAGAACAGGCUUAACGGGCAAAAUGGUCAUGGAAGCCACGGAAGUUCAAGGCCGACGGUGGUAGAGCAUACAUUGUUAGCGGAAAACAGGAUAGUGAAUGGAAAAAUGGAAAUCCUCAUGGUCAAUCAUCGUCUUAAUAAAUACACAUUUGAAAGAAAACCAUUGUACCAAUACUUGCUUCUAAUACACCAGAUAUAUGUCAUUGAACCGAUUAUUUGGUUCGAUUAUUUUAUUGGCUAUCAACUUGUGUUACUCAGCUAGCCUGCACUGUCACGCAGUGUUGCCAACUCCUCAUUAAGGAAAGUAGUUAUAUUGUGAUGGACGCUGUAGGAGAGAGGAAUAACCUCGUGGGAGAGACAAAAAGUGAGUAAAAAACAUCAUAAAUAUGUUUAGAACUACAAAUGAACUUUCUUCUGUUGAUUCUUGUUUUUUUUUUUAUGUCACAAUUCCAACCCUUCUCCAAUUUGUGACUUCAAAGUCUUUUAGUGAUUGGGACCGGGAAAAGUGACCCAAAAGAGACACUCCGGCAGAGUUACUUAGUUUUUUAGUUUAGUUUUCUUAUUUGGUUUGGUUUUUAACCGUAUAGUCCACUUAGGAACCUACAACAAGUCACAGUAAAACAUGAACAUUUUUAACCAUAUUUUUGUUGUUGUAUACAUUCUACAUUAAAAAUCUAAAUGGACCAAAAAGAGACAAUAGAAAAAAACUGUCAAUGGCAACGUGAGAAAAUUAUGGUAACUAGUCUGGCCCUAAUUCAGGUUAGUUUUUUAAAAUGUAAACCAGGGCGGGAUCAGCCAGCGGCAGCUUCCCGCAUGCGCGAUUCAUUGGCAGUCAGCGC